Messenger RNA from Striga asiatica, 375 nucleotides. The record is from the annotation of a GenBank genome assembly. Lineage: Eukaryota; Viridiplantae; Streptophyta; Magnoliopsida; Lamiales; Orobanchaceae.
AUGGAGUAUACGGAUAUUUUGAGACAACUAAGGGCGAUGUUUGAGGCACAAGGAGGUGAAAUACUUGAAAUUCCGACUCUGCCACGUGAAGAUGGGAAAGGGAAAGGAUUAUAUAUAAAAUUGCAUCUUAGAUAUGAUACAUCAAGUUUCAUAUUAUUCAUGCGUGCCUCGGAUUUGUACGUCAUUGGCUACGAGAGUGAGGUGGAGCUGGUGUCGUUGAAACCCGACAAAGAGAGAGCACAAGAGAUGGAUAAACAUUUUGCCAGCCGUGAUCAUAAUUUCAACUUUGAGAAAGGUCACGGCUGGCAAAAUGUUUAUUCAUCUCUUGUGCGGGCUUCAACGACACCAGCUCCACCUCACUCUCGUAGCCAAUGA